UAAUAUCUGAUAUUCAAGAAGCAAUUCAGCAUUGCGCGUUGAGUAUUUUUGCUUGCGGUAUAGAAAUUUAAUCCUACUUGUAUAACACAUAACAACAACAACAAUUGAAUUAUUCAAACUAUUCAUAUUGUAUUAUCAUUAUUAUUCUGAGAAGACUCUCUGGUAUUGCAAAGAUAAACCUCCAAAUUUAUUGUCAUCUAAAUGAGUGGUGGUACAGCACAACAAUUAAGCACAACUGACGAAUAUCAAUCAACAAAAUCCUUUAAUUUCUUUGUAAAGGAUCCGAAGGUUAAAAUCUUUUCGAGCAUUGAAAACAGUGUUAGUGCUGCAACUCCCCAAAAGAAGGAAAGAAAGCAAAAAGUGGUUGAUGAUAACAAUAGUAGUGGAUCAUCCAACAAUCAAGUUGGUGGAUCAAAUUGUUUACUAGACUCUGAAGCUAGUGGAUCAUUGGGCAAGAACAGUACUUCUGUACAAUCAAGAAAGGUUGGCGAACACCAUCUUUCACAUUGGUUCUUGAAGAAGGAAGAGCCAAAGAAGAACAAGGUUGAUCCACAAAGAGGAAUUACAAAGAAGAAGAGAAAGAAGCAAAUGGUGGAUGUUUCCAAUGUAUUGUUAUCUAAACCCAUCAUGGAACAAUCCAGUGUCGUUUUCCAACCUAUUCAAACACCUCCGCAACAGCCUUCUGUCUUGUCUCAACAACACUAUGCUACUAAUGUCUACAAUGCUGGUUCUCAAAGUUACCACAAUGUCAUUCAACCAAGUUAUCAACAUUCCAACGUUGAUAACAAUGCACCAAGAGGUUUUGUGCCUUACACACAUCAAUAUCAGAGAUGUUCAACUCAGAAUAAUAUGAUAACAUCUCCUCCUGUUGAUCCUACUCCAUAUAAUGGUCCUUAUUCUCCUCCAAACUAUUCAAGAGUAUCAUCACCAGAGCAAAGGUUUGAUGGUGUAAGCGGAAGACCAUGUUAUGAUAAUAUCGGUCCCUAUUGUCAUUCACCACUCUCAAAUUCAACUUGUUCUCAAAAGCAAUUCCCAGAACCAACAAAGGUUCCAAGUCCAAUCCAACAAUGUGUUUCAAGAAUUGCUCCUCCUCCAUUUGGAGGAAUCUUUGAAAAGCCAUUUGAAACAUUGCCACCUCUUUCUGCAUUAUUGACAACUCCUCCAGAAAGAUCAACACUUGACUUGUAUGCCAAGCCACAACCAGCAAAUGUAUUGCCUUCUCUUUCGUGUUUGUUGUAUAACAAACCAGAGCAAUAAAUUGGUCACGGUUUUCUAG
Molecule: messenger RNA, 1276 nt
Organism: Naegleria gruberi
Lineage: Eukaryota; Heterolobosea; Eutetramitea; Acrasida; Naegleriidae
Exons: 1
Coding region: 202-1257 (351 amino acids)
Source: RefSeq, a predicted model, not a curated record